AUGGACUUCAACGCGAGACCCGACUCUCGCGACAACAACCACUUCUACCACUACAACGCCAGCCUCAGUCCUCCGCAGCAGCCGCUGGUCAACAGUAGUAGCGGUGGUCAGCGGUCGCCACUCGAGCCGCAGGCGCAGCUGUGGACGCAGAACGACUAUUUGAGUCAAUACUACUCGCAAUACUAUCGCGACUAUUAUCGCCGUUUCCUCGGCCAACACCAGCUCCACCAACAGGUGGCGCGCGCCACCACCACAACUCUGCGCCCGCCCCUCAAGUACGGCAGCGUGCGGUGCCACUCGCGCGCGCUCUUCUCGCAACACGACAACUCGCUGGUCGUCGUCGACAACAGCCGCAGACGACACGUCGUCGUGUAUUCUCUGCGCGAUCUGUGCGUCGAUUACGUCUACACGAGUCUCUCGCCACUCAUCAGAGACGGCGCGGCGGGGCUUCCCGUGACGUCACGCGACGCGUGUCUCCAAUGGUUGCGCAGUUUCGGUGAAUUCGCGCCGAAUUUCGAGUUGAAGCUCGUGACGAAAGUGAUGGAAAUGUGUUUAAAGCAGAACCGCGUGGAAGGCCACGACCUCGCAGAGCUGCUGUUGCCGCACGUGCUCAGCAGCGAACGCCUCGAACAGCAGUUCCCCGCGGAGACCGCCAGUAGGAACGCCUUCCGCGCGCUCCUCCUUCGCGGACAGCGCGCGCUCGCUCUGAGCCACGCGAUGGACGCCAACAACGGACUCAUGGAUCACGCGCUCGCACUCUCAUACCUGUUGACGACGCGCGACGACAUUCGGCGCCGAAAGACGACAACAAUCAACGAAUUAAUGAUGAAAACCGUGAAGAAGUUCUGCGAAACGCUUCACCCGAAAGAUCCGCACAUUUGUCUUCAAUAUUUGCCGCAAUUGAAGACAUUCUCCGAUAAUCUCAUUAUUAGACGAAUUAUCUAUGAAUUGGAAUCGCGUUUCGAUAGAGACGUCGUCCCAUUGGACGCAGAGUUGACGACACAUGACGUCCACGACGUCUUCACCGACGACGCGUCGCUUCACAUCAGUGCUCAACAGUUGUCGUUCGAGACGACGCCCGAAGAAGAAAGUCCUUCAGAACAAACCCGUGAUAUUCAGGCCACAGAAGCGCCUAUUAGUGAACCGCAAACUCUUCUCCCAUUGAAUCCCGGACUCGACUUCUACGGCCAAGUCGUCGCCCCUCCGCCGCCGCCUCUCGUCAACAAUGUGUAUAAUUCUGUCGUCGAUUCGACGCCUUCUUUGACGACAGAAACGACAUUCAAUGCGAACGACUUCUCCUUCAUUUCGAACUCCAAUUCUAUGCCUUCAAUGCCUUUCGAGUUCGAGGCAAACGAGAGUGCGAUUCGCGAGACGACAUUCAACGACACUCCUCUGCAACAGUCGUCGACGACGACAGCGGCGAAGACGACGAACACGACGUCCAACGACUUGGACGCCAAAGACGACCGACAGAAGGGUUCCGGACUUUUGAGCAAACUUUUUAAUUUCAGACCCAAAAAUCAGGCCAUUCUUCCCGACGACUCGCACCCGACGCUCGUCUACGACAAGAAUCUCCAGCAAUGGGUCGACACGAGCGCCGCGGCGCCCAACGCGGCGGCCCCGCCCCCGAUGGCGGCGCCCCCCGUGACGGCGAUGGGCAGCGCGCCUCCUCUGAGCCGGAAAUUCGAAUUCAAUCGCAAUUCAAAGCGUUAUUUAGAUGUCACGAGAAUUCAGUGAAAUUCAGUUUUUAUUUUCGCAUUCAAAGAGAGUUUCGAAAACGACUUUCGACGACAACAAGACGUCCGCGUCGUCGCUCAUCGCGUCCACCAAUUGUCGCGCUCUGCGAACCCUUUCCUCGUAAUCUUCUAAUUGUUGGGCGAAUAGAAAGUGAAUAAAAAUGGCGAC
Medioppia subpectinata is the source of this 1905-nucleotide messenger RNA. The record is from the annotation of a GenBank genome assembly. NCBI's taxonomy places the organism in Eukaryota, Metazoa, Arthropoda, Arachnida, Sarcoptiformes, Oppiidae.